GGAAGGCGGCGGUGGCGGCGGCGAAAGAAGAGGGGAGGACGGGGGCGGCGUCGGACUGGAGCCGAGCGGCGGCGCGAGCUGCCCGGGGCGCUGUCGUGAGCUCGCCCGCCGGGCCCCCAUCCCCGAGCUACACCCUGCCGUGCCCAGCUCUGCCCGCGUCCGUGCCCCCGCGGGGAGCGCGCCGGGGCUGCCCCCCGAAUGACGGGCGGAAGGUUCGACUUCGACGAUGGCGGCACCUACUGCGGCGGCUGGGAGGAGGGCAAGGCGCACGGGCAUGGCAUCUGCACGGGGCCCAAGGGCCAGGGCGAGUACUCGGGCUCCUGGUCGCACGGCUUCGAGGUGGCUGGAGGCUACACCUGGCCCAGCGGCAACACCUACCAGGGCUACUGGGCGCAGGGCAAGCGGCACGGGCUGGGGGUGGAGACGAAGGGCAAGUGGAUGUACCGGGGGGAGUGGUCACAUGGUUUCAAGGGGCGCUACGGGGUCCGGCAGAGCCUGUGCACCCCCGCUCGCUACGAGGGUACCUGGAGUAACGGGCUGCAGGACGGGUACGGCGUGGAGACCUACGGGGACGGAGGUACUUACCAGGGCCAAUGGGCCGGCGGCAUGCGGCAUGGCUACGGCGUGCGCCAGAGCGUGCCCUACGGCAUGGCCACCGUGAUCCGCUCGCCGCUGCGCACGUCCAUGGCCUCGCUGCGCAGCGAGCAGAGCAAUGGCAGCGUGCUCCACGAUGCCGCGGCCGCUGCCGACAGCCCCGCCGGCACCCGCGGCGGCUUCGUGCUCAACUUCCACGCCGACGCGGAGCUCGCGGGCAAGAAGAAGGGCGGCCUCUUCCGAAGGGGCUCCCUUCUCGGAAGCAUGAAACUUCGCAAGUCCGAAUCCAAGUCUUCCAUCUCCAGCAAACGCAGCUCCGUCCGCAGCGACGCGGCCAUGAGCAGAAUUAGUUCCAGCGAUGCCAACUCUACGAUCAGCUUCGGCGACGUAGAUUGUGAUUUUUGCCCGGUGGAAGACCACGUCGAUGCCACCACCACGGAAACCUACAUGGGCGAGUGGAAGAACGACAAGCGAAAUGGUUUUGGCGUUAGCGAGCGCUCCAACGGCAUGAAGUAUGAAGGAGAGUGGGCAAAUAACAAGAGGCAUGGAUAUGGCUGCACCGUGUUUCCCGAUGGCUCCAAAGAAGAGGGGAAAUACAAAAAUAAUAUUCUGGUCCGUGGAAUAAGGAAGCAGCUUAUACCAAUAAGAAAUACAAAAACUAGGGAGAAGGUGGACCGAGCAAUUGAAGGCGCGCAAAGGGCAGCUGCCAUGGCGAGAACCAAAGUGGAAAUAGCAAAUUCAAGGACCGCACACGCACGAGCGAAAGCUGACGCCGCUGACCAGGCAGCUCAGGCUGCCCGCCAGGAGUGUGACAUCGCAAGAGCUGUGGCCAGGGAGCUGUCGCCGGACUUCUACCAACCAGGCCCAGAUUAUAUCAAACAGAGAUUUCAGGAAGGUGUAGAUGCUAAAGAAAAUCCAGAAGAAAAAGUACCAGAAAAGCCACCUACACCAAAGGAAUCUCCUCAUUUUUAUCGCAAAGGCACGACACCCCCCAGGUCUCCUGAAGCAAGUCCCAAACAAAGCCACUCUCCCCAGCCCUCCUCCCCGAAACCCACGAAGAAGCAGAACCCUAGCUCAGGGGCAAGACUCAACCAAGACAAACGGAGUGUGGCUGAUGAGCAGGUGACAGCCAUCAUCAACAAGCCUUUGAUGUCAAAGCCUCCCACAAAGGAGGUGGGAGCCAUGGUGCCCCUUUCCAAGUACUCUGGCCGCCACCACAUCCCUAACCCCAGUAACGGGGAGCUGCAUUCUCAGUACCACGGCUACUACGUGAAACUGAACGCCCCCCAGCACCCCCCAGAAGACAUGGAGGAAGAUGAAGGAUCGAGCCAGUCUUCCUCAGCGCUGGUGCACAAGCCAUCACCCAACAAGUGGAGUCCCCCUAAAUCUGUGACAAAACCAGUUGCCAAAGAAAGCAAAGCUGAGCCAAAAGCUAAGAAGUCUGAACUUGCUAUACCAAAGAAUCCAGCAAGCAACGAUUCAUGCCCUUCUUUGGAAAAAGAAGCCAAUUCGGGCCCUAAUUCAGUCAUGAUUGUCCUUGUCAUGCUGUUGAAUAUCGGGUUGGCCACUUUUUGUUCACUUUCUAACUUGAUUGGAAUUAGGAAAGAAGUGCAAUAUAUUGAGAAUCCUGGGUGUGACCGAUAUGGAAUAAAGAAGAAAGCAGAAAGAGAGCAAAUGAAAAUUACAACUUGUAUAUUUAUUUAUUUUUUACAUUUUGCUUUGACUUUUAAAUUUAGGAAGUACGUUUUUUUAGCCAAGAAACGUUUCAGCUCCUGUGUCAGUCUCCGUACACUCACUGCGCCUUCCUAACCCCAUAGCUCUUGAUGCUGGGAAAGCGGAUUUUUUUUAAAAAAUAAAACAAAAUAUUUAAUCUUAUUAAGUGUUUAUUUAAAACGUGUAAUGCUUUGGAAAUAAUGGGUAACAGAUAACUAAAGGAUAUGUUUAUAAAGUCAGCAUGUUCCAUUUAUAAAUAUGUGUAUGAUUUAUAAGCUUUUUUAAAAACAAAGCUCAAAUUGUUGGUAUUUUUCUAAAAUGUGCACAGCUGUAUUUUACAUGAAAGGCUCUUUCUAAUGGGUUGUUAUACUGUACUCUACAUUUUGGACAGCACAUGAAGUCUGCCAAUGUACUUAAUAAAACAUGACCUUGUUUAUUUAAAGUUUCUUGCUGUGAAAAAGAACUCCCUACCUGUGAGUUCCUUUAUUUAUAAUCCUUGAAACCAAAAUGUAUAAUGUACAGUUUUCACAACUGUAUCUGCUCUAAUAAAAAAAAAAGUUGGUUAUUAAUAAA
Herpailurus yagouaroundi (jaguarundi) is the source of this 2880-nucleotide messenger RNA. It is a transcript of the gene JPH1, whose product is annotated as junctophilin 1. Lineage: Eukaryota; Metazoa; Chordata; Mammalia; Carnivora; Felidae. The record is from RefSeq and is a predicted model, not a curated record. Gene Ontology annotation, cellular component: plasma membrane; sarcoplasmic reticulum; endoplasmic reticulum membrane.